Hippocampus zosterae (dwarf seahorse) is the source of this 968-nucleotide messenger RNA. RefSeq names its product claudin-11-like. Gene Ontology annotation, biological process: bicellular tight junction assembly; cell adhesion. The record is from RefSeq and is a predicted model, not a curated record. The coding region runs from base 135 to 806 and encodes 223 amino acids. The transcript has 3 exons. Gene Ontology annotation, molecular function: structural molecule activity. Lineage: Eukaryota; Metazoa; Chordata; Actinopteri; Syngnathiformes; Syngnathidae. Gene Ontology annotation, cellular component: plasma membrane; bicellular tight junction.
CACAGUCUACUCCAGCACAACCGGUCCACACCUCAGGAUCGUAUUUGAUAUUUUGGGAAUACAUAUAUUUAUUAUUUCAUUUUUUUUCAUCUUUUCAGCUUUCUUUGAGGGUUUUUGAGUAUCUUGUGUGCGGGAUGUCUUCGGUUUGUCGGCAGGCAUUCGGCAGUUUGUCCAGCUUGGCGGGCUGGGUGUGCAUCAUCGUCGCCACGUCGACCAACGAUUGGGUGCGCACCUGCGACUACAGCGUGGCCACCUGCGUGCGGAUGGACGAGCUGGGGUCCCGCGGCCUCUGGGCCGAGUGCGUCAUCGCGCCCGCGCUGUACCACUGCACCGCUCUCAACCAGAUCCUCAAUCUGCCCGCCCACGUGCAGGCAUCCCGUGCCAUGAUGGUAUGCGCGUGCCUGCUGGGUCUUCCUGCCAUGUUGUUGGUGCUCACGUCCACUUCCUGCGUGCGUCUGCCACAUGACUCCAACGCCAGCAAGAAAAGGAGGGCCAGGGUGGGCGGAGGCCUCAUCCUCCUCAUGGCCGCGCUGGGCCUGGUGUCGACCGUGUGGUUCCCGGUGGGCGUCCACCAGGACAAGGGUCUGAUGUCCUUCGGGUCGUCGCUGUACUGCGGCUGGGCGGGCGUGGCGCUCUGCCUCCUAGGCGGGGGCAUGGUCCUUUUUUGCUAUGGUGACGUAGACCCGCGCGCCUUCGCCAGGGAGAGCAGCUUCUUCUACUCCAGACAGCGAAGAGGUGGAGGAGGAGGAGGCACCGCAGUCAUGGUGGACGCGCCCGCCAACCACGCCAAGAGCGCCCGCGUGUGAGGGUGGCAACGUUUUUUUUGGGUGGGGGUGAGGGCAUGAACAUAUCUAAUAAGUAGAGCCUCGCACACAAUAUGGAAGAAAUUACAUUGUCAUGAUGAGGUGUUGUGGUUUGAAAAUGUGAUAUCGCUCUGUACUCUCACAUAAAAUAAACUUUUGGGACUU